CCCCGAGCAAACUUUGGCCCGGGUUUGUCUCACGAAGCCGCAGAUUCCUUUAAGGAAGUGGGCUGCAGCUUUGGGGAGUGUGGCACACAGCAUAGGGACAUAACAAGGAUGCACUUCAUCCAGUUCGCUUCUCUCUACCCAUUGCAUUUGAAGAUGAUGCGAUUGUUGCUCCUUUGUCUGCUGCUGCCAACCGCGACUGUUUUUUCAGAUGAGAUUGAAGGAUCCGCUUUUGAUGGCCAGGAUGAUGAGGAUUCCUUUGAGGAAAAUGAGUUGACGGAGAUCCAGGACAGAAAUGAUGUAGACACAUUUGUUGAUAAAACCAAAGGUGCAGAGGACAUGACAGAUCAAUUCACGCUGAUUGCCAUCAUCGGAGGCGUGAGCGUGUUGGCUCUUUCGGUCGCAGUCAUAGUGGCUGUUAUGUUAGUAAGACGCCGCAUGCACAAACAACAGCAAGGAAUUUACUCUGUACCUACAGAGCAGGACCAGAAAGGGGCAGUCUAGUUCCUGGAAAGGAACCCAAUCUGGAUCACACACACGCAUGCAAGAGCGACUCACCAGGCAGUAUCAUCUCAUUAUGAGGAUUAUGGUUCUUUAAUAGCUCUGUGUAUCGUUCCUCUAAAACCUAGCCAUCCAUGAGUAAUGCUGUUAUGUCCUUUUUUUUUUUUGGUCCCUUCUGUUUGUAUCCAACAAAAACCUAAUUUGAAGACAUGUUCAAAUUGGAAUCUAUUUUGGGGACUCUAAAUCAAGAAAUAGGCUUAAUGCUUGUUUUUGUUUUUUCCAAGAAUAUUAUUUUUUGACUUCUGGAAUUUCCCUGGUGUUUUAUGAUCAGAAAUAAGCGGCGCAGUGAAAGAAUAUUUAUUUUGGUACACGUGGAGCAAACUUAUCCAUGUGGAGUGGUCGUUGACUGAGACUAAAUUUGCUAAUCCAAAUUAAGACAGCCAAAUGGCCAAACUUGGUUUUCUGGGUCACUUGUCUGACAAUUUCGGUUUUCAUGGCCUGUUAAGACCGACGGCAGAUUGUGGAAUAGAAGAUAAAAAGUACUCUGCCAUCUUGCGCUCAAAUCAACAAAUCUAUCAACUCCUCUUUCAUUUUUUGUUUUUUUUUUGUUUCGGAAACUUCCCUCUUCAAAAUCCACACUUGCGCAGCUUGUAAAUAGCCGUGUGACUGCCGAAGAGGCAGUUUAAUGGUUGGAGGAAAAGCAGGGUGAGAAAAUCUCAUGAAUCAAAUAAAGCCUAAUGGACAAUUGGGGAAGAAAGUAACAAUACCUCCAUUCCAUCCACACAGAGCCUGAUAGUUCCCCCGCUGCCGUUUUAGCGGAAAUCAAUCAUUCUCUGCCAAGCAAAGAUGUCAUUUCUGCAACAUGAAUCGUUGGUUAUUUGGCGGGGAGGGGGCGGGGGGCUGUAGCAAACGUUGAAUUGGAUGGGGCGCCGCUUUUCACUUUCCACUUGUCGUGUAGUGAGAGGUUCUCUGACAAAAGUAGCGGGAUUAAGCUGCGUUUGGUGACAAAGAAAAGAACAUCUCACUUUCCCAUUACACCUUGCAGCACUUUGUAGCAGAGUUAACAAGAUUUCAAAAGGGACAAUACAAUUAUUGCUAUACAAAAAAAACAUUUCAGUUUAGUCAACACAUUUGAAUGCUUUUGAAGCAUCUUUUUAUUUUUAACUGCCAUUACUUAAUUUCAGUCUAAUAUCGUAGCUUCGAUUGUCUCUCGUGUCCAAUUUUACAGAGCACAAUAUUUGUAUUAAGGCUAUGCACCAUCUUUGUUAAAAACUUUAUUGGCUGUGGAAUAAUUCCCAAUAUGAUUUCAUUUUUUUAAAGUUGAAAUUGCGACUCAAAAGAGUAAAUGCCCAUGUUUAUAUGUACUUGUAUAUGAGUCAUUUUGUGUCAACAUUUCUGUUUUUGUUUUUUCUAAACAAAUAAUUAAAGUACGCAAUCCUAUAAAGUGGUAAGAGUUCAUAAAGGGGGUUGGAAAUAUUAUUUGCUCGUCUAGAAUGUGUUUAGAUCGGGGAAAAGAUGGAAUACAUAUGUAAAACUGAAUUGAUUGUGUUAUUAAAUAUGUUUUAAAAUA
This is a messenger RNA of Syngnathus typhle (broad-nosed pipefish), 2068 nucleotides long. RefSeq lists its product as uncharacterized. The coding region runs from base 109 to 501 and encodes 130 amino acids. Lineage: Eukaryota; Metazoa; Chordata; Actinopteri; Syngnathiformes; Syngnathidae. The transcript has 8 exons. The record is from RefSeq and is a predicted model, not a curated record.